AAAAAAGUCAAUCGUUUAAUUGAAGAAUUGAAUAAACUAUCUACAACUACUGACAUGUCAUUUCAUAGAAAAUUAAAUUUAUUUCUUUACAAAAUUCAAAUUUUAGCUUUGAGACUUCCACUUUUCAUAGUUACUUAA
Messenger RNA from Dentiscutata erythropus, 138 nucleotides. The record is from the annotation of a GenBank genome assembly. NCBI's taxonomy places the organism in Eukaryota, Fungi, Glomeromycota, Glomeromycetes, Diversisporales, Gigasporaceae.